AUGGCCAACGUUGCGUCAUCCUCAUUUCCAAUUCCCAUUUUUGAUGGGAACAACUACGACUACUGGAGCAUCAAAAUGACUACGUUUUUGAUGGCCCAAGAUUUAUGGGACAUCGUGGAGAAAGGCUACGAGGUUCCGCAAGAAGGUGCAACAGUUCCGAAGGAUCAAUUACAAAAGGAUGCAAGGGCGUUAUGCGUUAUUCAACAAGCGCUCUCGGAAAUAGUUUUUCCGAGAAUAAUUGGAGCAAAUACGGCAAAGAAAGCUUGGGAAAUACUACGAGAAGAAUUUGAAGGAUCGGAUAAGGUACGUACUAUUCGGCUUCAGACUCUAAGGAGAGAUUUUGAGAAUUCUAAAAUGAAAGUAAAUGAGACCGUUCAAGAAUACUGUGGAAAACUAAAGGAACUAGUUAAUCAAAUGAGAGCUUAUGGAGAUGGAAUUACUGAUCAAAGGGUCGUAGAGAAAAUAUUAGUUUCACUUACCCAAAAAUACAAUCCAAUUGUCACAACGAUAGAAGCAACUAAGGACUUGUCGACCCUUUCAAUAAGUGAAUUGAUUGUCUCUCUAGAGGCACAUGAGAAAAGACUGAUGGCAGAAGAUGAAGAUUCAGUUGAAAGUGCCUUUUAG
Messenger RNA from Rhodamnia argentea, 624 nucleotides. RefSeq lists its product as uncharacterized. The transcript has a single exon. Bases 1 to 624 code for a protein of 207 amino acids. The record is from RefSeq and is a predicted model, not a curated record. NCBI's taxonomy places the organism in Eukaryota, Viridiplantae, Streptophyta, Magnoliopsida, Myrtales, Myrtaceae.